GGAAAUAAUAGUGGCACGAGGAGAGUUCGACCUACCCAAACCAAUCCAUGCAUGCAAGCAAGCGCCCUCCAACGUCCAACAUGGGCGACUCCCCACCAGUACUCCUGUACUCCUAUAUUACACAGUACCAAUUAUCCACCAGCCAAAAGAGCCGAAAGCCAUCUUACAUGAAACUACGAGACCAAGACAUAUAACAGACCAGACAGACCUUUUCAUCAUACAUACAUUUUAUUUAAUCGCACCGUGGCACAACAAACACGAGAGUCCCUCCCGAGUGAGUGUACUAGUCUAGUUUCUUCCCAUGCAACGCCACGCGGAGUAACCGGCAACCCAACCCAGCCCAACUUCGGACCCAGCAAAUCAAGCGGCUGGAGUGCGGGAAGGAACUUAAAAAUAUGAAUGGCAAAUGCAGUUCCACAACCCCGGUUGUGUGUGCAGGAGCAGGGAAGGUCGCUGUUAGGUGGUGGCCAAUUUUGAAUCGGAGACCCAGUCGAUGGUAUACACGUGGCAUAUGUGGUUGUGCUACGCACAGGUUGCUUUUUGGUGGAAAAGAGGGAAAGAAUCUGGAAGAAAGUAAAGGAGAGUGUAUUUCUCUGCUGAUAAUAGUUGGGUUGUGCCCGCGGGCUUUUUUAGUAUCUAUUAUGCGUUGCGCCUUGGUUUCCAUAUCUGACUUCUUUGCACUUACCCUGUGCACUUGGUCGGUACCUGAGUGGGUACAUACAUGUUCAAGUGAGCGAACGAUUGGAGUGAGUGGGUUUCGUUCGCCUCUUCUACCCCUCGAUAGUGCUAGACUAUUAAAAACGGCGGUAAGGCACAUUGUUCUGCCUGAUUGUCUGUCUGUCUGCCUCUUCGCACUACUUUUCGUGUAAUUCUUUCGUCAAUCAGUGCACAGUGCUGUGGGCAGGGAAAAAGGCUUAUCUGUCGCUGAGUCACA
Aspergillus welwitschiae is the source of this 934-nucleotide messenger RNA. RefSeq lists its product as uncharacterized. The record is from RefSeq and is a predicted model, not a curated record. The coding region runs from base 396 to 869 and encodes 157 amino acids. NCBI's taxonomy places the organism in Eukaryota, Fungi, Ascomycota, Eurotiomycetes, Eurotiales, Aspergillaceae. The transcript has 2 exons.